Messenger RNA from Cooperia oncophora, 513 nucleotides. NCBI's taxonomy places the organism in Eukaryota, Metazoa, Nematoda, Chromadorea, Rhabditida, Trichostrongylidae. The record is from the annotation of a GenBank genome assembly.
CUGAAUAUUCCAGGAUCCGAUGCCGCCAGUCUUCGCACCACUGCAAGGCGUGAAGGUGACUAUUACGUUGUCAAUGGUUCCAAAGCUUUCAUCAGUGGAGCCGGUGCCUCGAAGAUUUACUUGGUGAUGGUGCGGCACGAUGGCCAACCAGGAGCGAAAGGUAUCUUCUGCCUGCUGAUCGAAGAUGGCAUGGAAGGAUUUUCACAGGCCAAGAAGGAGAGUAAACUUGGUUGGAAUACUCAGCCCACUCGCAUUAUUACUUUUGAAGAUGUGAAGGUACCAGUAUCAAACCAGAUUGGACCAGAUAACUAUGGCUUCAAUAUUGCCAUGGCUGGCAUCAACGGUGGUAGGGUGAACAUUGCAAGUUGCUCACUUGGAGCUGCCCAACAAAGUCUUGAUUUGGCUAUCGAGCAUCUGAAGGUGCGGAAGCAAUUCGGAAAGACAUUAUCGGAAUUCCAAUGGAAUCAAUUUAAGCUGGCGGAAAUGGCAACAAAACUGUACAGCAGCAGGUAA